UAGCAAAAAUACAUGAGUUUGAUUUAACUUGUUUAGACUGUCGUGUUUUACAUUACCGAAAAGGGGCAACUUCGUGCAUUAAAUGUGACUACACUGUUUUAACGAGCGUGUGUGCUGUGUAAUAGCCAAGGGUCCUCGUAGCUUGCCUGAGGCUUUGCACAAGGCGUGUAAAAACACUUUGAUUUUUGAGGAUGAAUUUGGUCAAAAACAGGUCUUUGCACCCUCACCUGCGCGACGAAGAAGCGCUGGUGGUGGAAAACGCCAUCCGGCUGGCGAUAGACUCGAUAAUAAACGUGCUGUACGGCGUCAACAGUUCCAGGACUCAUGAGUACCAGCGAAUGGUGGUAGACAGGGACAAAGAGAUCCAGCGGCUGGAGUGCAGGCUGACUGAGAUCGAGCAGGAGCUGCAGGUGCUGCACCGGCAGGGAUGCACCUGCGGGCUGCUGGGAAACGAGCACAGCCUGGUGGGGUCACAGACCUCCGGUGAGAGGCAGGAGGGAGAGCAGAGGGGUUUCCAGACGGGCUGCAUUGACACCGAGAUGCCAGCAGGACAGAAGGAGUGUGAAAUGAGCAUCUCCUUAGGUCUUUUUGCAAGACCCCACUCACACGUCUCCUCCCAAAGCCAUGAGUCAGCUCUCCCUUCAUCCCCCAGCAGAAUGGGUCUGGACCAGACCUGCACCUCCCAUUCCUCAGAUACUUCAAGCGUAUCAGAGGUAGUCAGGAAUCUGCCAAAGUCUCCCAGCAGCAUCAUUGUCAAAGAAGAGCCGUGUGAUAUCGACACAGUUUUAAUCAAGUGGGAAAUGAGUGAGGAGAGAUAUGAGGCUCAUCAGGAGAGCACAGAUCCAGAAAAACUGGAGAACAGAGAGAGAGAAAAAUUGAGGGAGAAACCUCAAGCAGACAGCGGACUCCAAAUGGCUGAGGGAGAACACCUGAGGAACAAGAAGAAAGGCGUCCCGAUGUCGGAGCUGCCAGAAGAGGCCCAGAGACUGAAGAGAGCUGCCUGGCGAGCGGCUUCCAGACGUUAUUAUGCCCGAAAAAUAGCCCGUCAGCAGACAAACCCCUUGCGCCCUGGCGCCUUUCCCCACAUCACAGACUCUCAGUAUUCACAACCCAUCUCUUUUGUGGAUAAGAGGAGGAGGACACUAAUAUCCGAGUUACCUCAAGAGACUCAGACGUUGCAGAGGGAGGCAUGGAGAGCGGCAUCCAGGAGGUACUACGCACGAAAAAUGGCUCGCCAUCAGCCAGAGCCAAUACAGUAUGGACACCUUCUCCAGGACAUGGAGACACCUGAGGAAACACAGGGACCUAACAGAGGAGGAUCCCACACUAGCAGUGGAGGAAUUAUGUGCAGCUGAUAAAAUGAGGCUGCGGUCAUGCAGUUUUCUA
This is a messenger RNA of Scomber japonicus (chub mackerel), 1386 nucleotides long. RefSeq lists its product as uncharacterized. The transcript is spliced from 4 exons. The record is from RefSeq and is a predicted model, not a curated record. Lineage: Eukaryota; Metazoa; Chordata; Actinopteri; Scombriformes; Scombridae. The coding region runs from base 192 to 1355 and encodes 387 amino acids.